This is a messenger RNA of Solanum stenotomum, 1122 nucleotides long. Its product is annotated as F-box/kelch-repeat protein At3g23880-like. NCBI's taxonomy places the organism in Eukaryota, Viridiplantae, Streptophyta, Magnoliopsida, Solanales, Solanaceae. Gene Ontology annotation, molecular function: protein binding. Bases 22 to 1122 code for a protein of 366 amino acids. The record is from RefSeq and is a predicted model, not a curated record. The transcript has a single exon.
GCUCUUCCAAGAGUAGUCAUCAUGGCGAUCCUCUUAAAGGUGCCCCCAAAGUCUAUGUUGAAAUUCAUGUGCGUUUCAAAACCAUGGCUUCGGCCAAUCUCUAGCCGUAAGUUAGUAAAGACUCAUGUGAGAUUAACAGCUAGUGACAAAGAAUGCAGUCACCAUAGGGUUAUUUUUCAAGACUCCACAGGCAAUUUCAAGGUAAGUCGUCUCCCUCCCUUGUUCCACAAAGAACAAAGAGUUGAGCUAUUUAACAUGGAUUCUCCCAUGGAAAAACCCAAUAUUUAUACUAAGAUUGUGGGUUCUGUCAAUGGAUUGAUUUGUAUGUACAGUAAGAUCGAGGAGCCAGUCCUAUGGAACCCCACAAUUCGGAAAUGUAAGAAAUUGCCUACAUUUGAAGCUAAUUUGAGGAGGGAUUGCUCUUACUAUCUCAAUUACGGUUUUGGAUAUGAUGAGUCACAUGACGAUUACAAAGUAGUAGUUGUUCAAUGUAUUUAUGAUGAUGGUGGUUCGUAUGAUACUGUAGUCAACAUUUACAGUUUGAGGACUGAUUCUUGGAAAACAAUUGACAAGUUUCAGGGCAAUUUUUUGAUAAAUUCUCCAGGUAAAUUUGUGGAUGGGAAGCUUUAUUGGGCAUUAUCUGCUGAUGUUAAUAUGUUCAAUAUGUGCAACAUCAUUUCUCUUGAUUUAGCAGACGAAACAUGGAAAAGCUUGAUGCUUCCGACUAGUUAUGGAGAAGGCAGCUAUCCUUUGACAUUGGGAGUGUUUGGAAAUGAUCUUUCUGUGCUUUGUCUGAAUUGUCACGAAGGAACUAACUCUGAUGUGUGGAUUAUGAAGCAUUCUGGAGUUGAAGUGUCAUGGACAAAGAUUUUCACCAUUGAUCAUCCAAAAGAUCUUGGCGAGUUUAUAUUUUUUUCGUCCAUUUUCUCUAUACCUUCUUGCCAGUCAAAUAAGGGUGAAUUUUUACUUUUGCUUCCUCCAGUUAUCAUGAUAUAUGAUGGUUCAACCAGACAACUAGAGGCUGUUGAUCACUUUGAGGAAUGCUUUCCUGCAGAAAUCUACGUCGAAAGCCUUGUUGAUCCCCUAUUGAUAGCACACAAUCAUUUAGCUGAUAACUCAUAA